Ruditapes philippinarum (Manila clam) is the source of this 743-nucleotide messenger RNA. RefSeq lists its product as uncharacterized. The record is from RefSeq and is a predicted model, not a curated record. NCBI's taxonomy places the organism in Eukaryota, Metazoa, Mollusca, Bivalvia, Venerida, Veneridae. The annotation marks the transcript as partial. The transcript has 4 exons.
AACGAGUAGGAAUACAGGCAACCUGUCGAAAAACUUCGUGAACUUUUCAGGAAGUGACAAAAAGCAUGAAUAUAUUUGUUAUUGUAACAUAAUUUUACAGGCCACUCGUAGCUAGAAUUAUGCGAGGUAGAUGGAAUAACGAAGAAUGAAUACAAUUACUGUCAUAGUGGUGGGCUUUUUUCUACAAGUGUGUUCUAAAGAUUUGGAAGACACCUGGUACAGAGGAUGUUUAAACAGCCAUAAAAUAGAACAGUACAAGGAUAGUGAAAUUUUUAAUGAUGUUGACUCUGUUGCAGAGUGCUCAAAGAAUUGCUUUGAUAGAAGAUUUUUGUAUGUUGGUGUUCAACUGAAUGAUGUCCAUGUUCUUAACAAAGAUGCCCAGUCUAAUAAUGUGACAGGAAAAUAUGUGACACAGUCUGGUUAUACUACUAGAGAUGGGGCACAGUCUGUAGUGGCAGACCAAUCAGUAAAGUCGAGAAAUUUGAAAGCCCAGUCUACUCUCUGUUGUGUCUGCUUAAACAUUUCAUCUGAUGAUGUUGACAAUUGUCAUCAAACUCUACUCAGAAACAGCAACAAUGGGUUGCCUGUUGGAGUUGUACACACAACAUGGGCAAUAUAUACCAGUGUUGGACCUUUCUUGACAACCGUAACCAUAGAAACAGAUGAUGGUGUUGCUAUUGUAAAUAAACCAGUGGCUAUUGAGAUACAUGUGACAAGAGCAGCUUCGAAAAAUGUCACAAAAG